AAGCUUGCAAGGAACUAUUUGACCAUUCAAGCUACUAGCAUUUCCUGUGAGCAGGCGUUUUCUUUAGCAGGUUUAACGAUUAGUAAAACUAGAAAUCGCCUCUUACCAAAAACUGCACGAGCCAGUAUUUGUUUAAAGAAUUGGAUCACAGAAGGUCUUGGACUUGGACAAACUGAAGAUAUAGUAGUAGAAGAUACAUAA
Molecule: messenger RNA, 201 nt
Organism: Racocetra persica
Lineage: Eukaryota; Fungi; Glomeromycota; Glomeromycetes; Diversisporales; Gigasporaceae
Source: the annotation of a GenBank genome assembly